This is a messenger RNA of Entelurus aequoreus (snake pipefish), 3051 nucleotides long. It is a transcript of the gene cry2, whose product is annotated as cryptochrome circadian regulator 2. The coding region runs from base 144 to 2255 and encodes 703 amino acids. Gene Ontology annotation, biological process: circadian regulation of gene expression; negative regulation of DNA-templated transcription; entrainment of circadian clock by photoperiod. Gene Ontology annotation, molecular function: DNA binding; FAD binding. NCBI's taxonomy places the organism in Eukaryota, Metazoa, Chordata, Actinopteri, Syngnathiformes, Syngnathidae. The transcript has 12 exons. Gene Ontology annotation, cellular component: nucleus; cytoplasm. The record is from RefSeq and is a predicted model, not a curated record.
GCCUCCUUCAAAGUCGCUUCUAUUUUGACAGCUAGUAAACUUUAAGGGUCUCGCGUCGGAUUUAUCCCCUUUCCACCCUUUUUCCGGUAUCGUUUUCACCGUCCACCGUGGAUUUGACCCCUAGGAUGGAGUGAAAAGCAAUAAUGGUGGUGAAUUCGGUGCACUGGUUUCGCAAAUGUCUUCGUUUACACGAUAAUCCGGCCUUGCAAGAGGCCCUCAACGGAGCGGAUACCGUGCGUUGUGUUUAUAUCUUGGACCCCUGGUUCGCCGGCGCCGCUAACGUGGGAAUCAACCGAUGGAGGUUUCUGCUGCAGGCGCUGGAGGACUUGGACUGCAGUCUGAAGACGCUCAACUCCAGAUUGUUUGUAGUCCGAGGGCAGCCUGCUGAGGUUUUUCCCAGGCUGUUUAAGGAAUGGAAAAUGACGAGGUUGACGUUUGAGUACGAUCCAGAGCCGUAUGGGAAGGAGCGGGACAAUGCCAUUAUCAAAAUGGCCCAAGAAUUUGGCGUGGAGACUGUUGUCAGGAACUCUCAUACCCUCUAUAACCUUGAAAGGAUAAUAGAGAUGAACAACAACAGUCCUCCAAUGACCUUUAAGCGUUUUCAGACCAUUGUAAGCAGACUAGAGUUGCCAAGGCGACCCCUGCCUCCCAUCACCCAACAGCAGAUGGACAAAUGUCAUACUAAGAUAGCUGACAACCAUGAUCAGCUCUACAGUAUACCUUCUCUGGAAGAAUUAGGUUUCAGGACCGAGGGUUUGCCGCCAGCUGUGUGGCGUGGAGGAGAGUCAGAGGCAUUGGACAGACUCAACAAACAUCUGGACAAAAAGGUGUGGGUGGCAAAUCUUGAGCACCCUCGGGGCAACAUGUGCUCUCUGUAUGCAAGUACAACAGGCCUCAGCCCCUAUUUGCGUUUCGGCUGCUUGUCCUGUAGGGUCCUCUACUACAACCUCAGGGAGCUCUACAUGAAGCUCCGCAAGCGUUGCAGUCCUCCGUUGUCCUUGUUUGGACAACUCUUAUGGAGGGAAUUCUUCUACACUGCUGCCACAAACAAUCCAAACUUUGACCGCAUGGAUGGAAACCCCAUUUGUGUUCAGAUUCCUUGGGACCAGAAUCCCAACGCACUUGCCAAAUGGGCUGAGGGCCGGACUGGUUUCCCCUGGAUCGAUGCCAUCAUGACCCAGCUCAGACAGGAAGGCUGGAUCCACCACCAGGCUCGGCACGCCGUGGCUUGUUUCCUCACCAGGGGAGACCUAUGGAUCAGCUGGGAAAGUGGCAUGAAGGUGUUUGAGGAGCUGCUGCUAGAUGCAGACUGGAGUGUAAAUGCUGGCAGCUGGAUGUGGCUGUCAUGUAGUGCCUUCUUUCAGCAGUUCUUCCACUGCUACUGUCCUAUCGGCUUUGGAAAAAGAACUGACCCUACAGGAGAUUACAUCAGGCGUUAUAUCCCCAUCUUAAAGGACUACCCAAACCGCUACAUAUAUGAGCCCUGGAAUGCCCCUGAGUCAAUCCAGAAGGCGGCAAACUGUGUAGUUGGAGUGGAUUAUCCGAAACCAAUGAUCAACCACGCUGAGGGCAGCAGACUCAACAUUGAGAGGAUGAAACAAGUUUACCAGCAACUCUCACAUUACAGAGGACUGAGUCUGCUCGCAUCAGUACCAACAAUCCAAGAAGAGGCAGAGCCACCAAUGACUGAUGAGUCUCAGACCAGCAGUGGCCCUGACUCUCCCUCCAGAGUUAUUGAUGAUGAAACAGCUGGCUGCUCUACAGCUCCUGAUUCAUCUACUGUCUGCGCAUCUUCCACUGCUGUUCCAGACCAAGAACUGGAAAAAGAUGGAAUGUUUUGCCAAUACCAGACAACCCCUAACUCCUUAGAUUCUCACUUACAGCCUUUUGCAGCCAUAACAUCAACAUGUGCAGGCUAUUUGGCAGCUGCAGAGCCCCCUCUAUCUUCAGGAUUGACAACAGGUCUGAACCCCUUAUCACGGUCCAAAACAACCCCGCCUUCCUCAUCCUGUUUCACUUUGCCGCCAUCCCCAAGUCAACCUCCAGCCCAAACUCAAAUGUCUUCUUUGGGGUUAAGGAAGAAAUGCUUUACCCGUAAAGUGCACCGUGGUCAGAGACAACGAGGGCGACAGAGUUGCUUUCGAGGGGUCAGAGAGGGAGCGAUUGAGAUAGCGAGAGGGGACGAGAAGAUGGACGAAGGUGUAGAGACAGACGAGGACAGAAUGGAAGAGGAGACUUAUGCAGCACAUCGGUAGUAAUAUACAUUACAGAAACACCUUAAUUUCUGGAGGAAACACAUCAAAGCAUGAUAUUAUUGCAUUUUGGAUCAAUCUCCCAUUCUAUCCAUUAUGUUUUUAUAUGAUAACAAACUAUAUAAUGCUGUUAACGGGUUUCUCUUAUUGACUCGCUUGUGUGAGCAAAAGUUAGAGUGGUUGGUGUGGCAGCGUUUUCUUAGUGGCAAAUAUUAUAUUUUCCAAUGUGGUUUCAGGACAAGAUUCUAUAUUUUUAUCCGGGUAAACUGGACAAAUAAGCUGAAGGAGCUGUUUUCUCAUUAUGCAGACAAUAGACACUCAUUGGAAACAUCGUACACAUGCACAAUGUCAUUCUAUCUCACGCAAUAGCUACAGUGUGAGAGGGACGGGUUACUUGGUUGGUCACCAAUGAUCCUGAAAAGAAUAAGGUAGAGGAUAAAUAAACAAGACCCAUAUCAAAUUGUAUCUCUUUACCAAGAAAUGCUAAGUACAUUAUUUCAGUGGUAGUUUACUGUGUUGUACGUAGCGCUGCACUGUUUAAUACUGGGAGCUGUUUCUUUUCUAUGUAUAAAAUAAGGUAACCAAAAUUCUAUAAAUUAUACAGUAUAAAUGCAUUCAACUGUCAAUAUGAUGCACUUGUACAGAUUUACACCAGUGCAAACUUCAACUGUGAUAACACACCUAUUCAUUUUCUUUCUCAUUGGCAGUCAAUCAAAACUGAGCAUUAGUAUCUUUGAAUAGAAGUAUUUAUUGAUAUUGUGUGUGUGUGUAUAUAUAUAUAUAUAUAUAUAUAUAUAUA